Molecule: messenger RNA, 581 nt
Organism: Acanthaster planci (crown-of-thorns starfish)
Lineage: Eukaryota; Metazoa; Echinodermata; Asteroidea; Valvatida; Acanthasteridae
Source: RefSeq, a predicted model, not a curated record
UUCCCUUUGACGGCUCCUUCUCUGAUGGUUACUUCGAUUCGAAUGCACGGACCUUAAAGCGCGAUGCUGAAGUACGCGCUUGUGUGUGUGCUACUCACCUGUGGGGUUCUGUGUCGGUGUAGAGACAUCGCCAGACUUGACGCCAAUGUGGGAUUUUCUGUAGUGAAUGUGACGUGCGGUGACCAUGAAUGCGUCUCAUGCGCUCUCGCCGAAUUCGCCAAUUCAGCUGUUCUCUAUACCUUUGAAAAUACACUCCAACCGUACGAUGUAGAAUUCACUUCCGAGGGCGCCGAUAACGACUGGAGAUUUAUUUUCGACCAAGCCGAUGUCGAUGAACCGUUCCGUUGGUGUGCCGAAAUGUUGGCCCAUCCUGGCAUUCUCAAGGGUGGAUAUGACUGGAAAGGGGACAUUUGCUUUGACAAUGACGUGUACAGGAGCGGGAUCACCGUCCCCCAGGAGUGUGUCACACCCCUCAUGCUUGUCACCUUGGAGGGUAACGUUGGUCACAAGGGGAGGCAAGGCCGGCAGAUACUUUACUGCAUCCCGCAUUAGAACAAAACACUGGGAUGGAGGCAGACUGG